This is a messenger RNA of Amorphotheca resinae ATCC 22711, 2392 nucleotides long. RefSeq lists its product as hypothetical. The coding region runs from base 60 to 2153 and encodes 697 amino acids. NCBI's taxonomy places the organism in Eukaryota, Fungi, Ascomycota, Leotiomycetes, Helotiales, Amorphothecaceae. The transcript is spliced from 2 exons. The record is from RefSeq and is a predicted model, not a curated record.
AGCUUAUACUCGAAUGAUUGAUAAAUCUGUGCGCCGGCCUCACCUAGUCGCUUAUCAUAAUGGUAGAUACGCUGGACGUGGUCCUUGACUCUUUGAACAUAGCAUGCGCCAUUUGCAACGGAUUCCAGGGGAAAUGGAAAGCUGGGACCGUGGCUGAAUCGCAGAGACGGCGUGGAAACCGAAACCACAUUAUCCCUAGAUUCACAUGGGAUGAGUUGCAGAGUUCAGCAAAGUCGUGUUACUGCUGUAGCAUCCUUGAAUCUGGGUGCCGCGGGUGCUUUGAUCAGCACGGGAUCAGAGAGUCAGAUAUACUCCACGGAAGCCUCAGAUUCAUCUACCCUUUCUUUUCUGACACAGCGGAUGAAGAGGAUGCGGACAAGGAAUUGACCUUUCUGUUGGCAGAUGGGCGGCGUUUUGAAAUUGAACUGUUUGCUACCGAGAGUGAUGAUUGUCCCAUUCCAGAUUCCUGGGACUACCUACCUGUCUCAAGGAGAACGUCGCCGCGGACUGAUUCUACGAUAGCACUAGCCACCAUAAAGGACUGGAUCGAAGAUUGUAUCACCACACACACAUUUCCAGAUGAAGGCCUCUGUGACCCUCCUACGUCUUCACAUCUUCCAACACGAGUGGUAGACGUUGGCCUCGAUGACGGGGUAGUGAAGCUGGUUGAAACGAAAGCGGCAGAGGGCACUUAUCUCUGUCUUAGCCACUGCUGGGGGCUCACUGAAAUCAUUACAACUACUAGGUCAACAUACGAAGAACGCAAAAGGAGGAUAGCCUGGGAAGACUUGUCGAAUACUUUUCGGGAUGCCAUUUCCCUGACAAGGACCCUCGGCUUCAAAUACAUUUGGAUAGAUUCUCUUUGCAUCGUUCAAGAUGAUUAUAGAGAUUGGGAGAUUGAAUCGGCUAACAUGGCUUCCGUGUACAGAAACAGUCACUUGACGAUUGCUGCAACACGUUCUGCCAACGGUCAUGGGGGUCUUUUCUCACGCACGGAAGAUUUUGAAGUCUUCGGCAAGACUCCAGAUGGGGAGGACUACUUUCUUUACUUCCGAGAACGGAUUGAUCACCACAUUGAGAACUCUGAAUCUGACGAGUUUCCGGGGUAUCCAACCUUGACCUACCAUCCUCUCCUAACCAGAGCAUGGGUCUACCAAGAGCGCAUGCUUUCGCCUCGUGUUCUCCACUUUGGCCGGUACGAAGUGUCAUUUGAAUGCAGAUCACUCAUUCAAUGUGAGUGUGGGUCCAUCCCGUUUUACGGUAUAUCUAAGGUAUCCCCCGUGCCUCUGAUCAAAUUAGAGCACGCCACUUCGCUCUGGGACUAUCGUCACUAUCGUGAAGUCUACGGAGACCAAUACCGAGCCGAGGUCGAGUAUCAAGGCGCACGCUUGUGGCGCACCAUGAUCUGCUCCUAUACGGCACUUCUCCUGACGAAAUCAAAGGAUAGAUUGCCUGCCAUCGGUGGCUUGGCUAAAGAAAUGGCUGCUGUGAGGAAGUCGAGAUACCUGGCUGGUCUUUGGGAAGACGCGCUUAAUGACGAUCUUCUCUGGACAAUCAAUGCGACAUCGAAGUAUAAGAAACCAAGACCUUUUCCUCGAAAUGCCCCAACAUGGUCUUGGGCGAGUGUGGAGACGUGGACUUCGUACUGGGACGAGAUCAGUUUUAGCACUAUAGAAGAGGGGAACUUCGAAGAACGAUUACCUUAUGAACAUUUCAGCAAGAUUGAACAUUGUGAAGUCAACUGGUCGGCGAUCGACGAGUUCGGAUCGAUCGCUCACGGAUCUCUGACGAUAUCUGGUCUGGUAGCGAAGGGUAUACUUGAACGCGAAGUAGAGAUACAGGACGGUGCAGAAAGCAUCGUCCACUAUGUAUCUUUUCCAAACACGCGAUUGGCUAUGAAGUCGGAUUAUCUUCUAGAUUUUGAAGGUCCCGGUCAGACGAGCCCUAUGAUCUCGGUUUUUUGUCUUCGCAUGAGCCUCAUACAAGAAGGUCCAACAGACAACUUGAUAUCCCUCGUUUUGAAGAGGUCCCCUGAAUUCCCUAAUUGUUUCGAGCGGAUUGGUACUAUGACAAUCUCGGGUAGUCGACGCUCUGUGGAUUCGAAAGGAGGAGUGUUUGAAACAGCAGAGUUACAGACCAUAGUCAUCGUUUGACUUCUAACGGCCCGAACUGUGUAGAGUAUAUAUUCCACUGUCUGGCCGUUCCGUCAGUUGAAGCCCUCCUUCAUGGGUCAUGUAGAAGGGAACCGUAUCUAUGCUACUGAGCUGGGGCAGAAUGGAGAGAUGUAGGUAGGUACAGUAUUGUUGAUAAGGCGCAGACUAACUUAGGUACUUAUUCUGUGUCGUCUUCAGAGAAUGGCAUCUUGAUGAUCCAAAACUUGCCCUAUGAAAUC